GCGGAAGAGAACGGUUGGCAUCGAAUAGAAUGGUACCUUCCUAUAAUCCGAAAACUGCAGUUACCACCUCUUCCGCGUGGUGUAACAGUUGAUCGAGUGUUCACAGACUUCUUUCGUUAUAUUAAAGCACAAGUCAGAGCUUCGAUCAUCACCGGUCUCGCUGGUGGUGACCAAAAAUGCUCAGCCCCGGUAUGUAUGUGGUUUUAACCACCCCAAACGGAUGGGAAGGGCGGCAGCAAAAUAGCAUGCGGCUGGCGGCUAUCGCAGCUGGGCUUGUUAGCGUCGAUGGAGGUCGAAGGGUGAGCUUUGUAACGGAGUCGGAGGCAGCCGUGCUGUAUGCAGCUAGUACUGGAAAUAUCGAUGAAUGGCUGCAGGUAGACACAGACAUUAUCGUUUGUGACUGUGGAGGUGGGACGAUAGAUAUCAGCGGGUAUACCAUCAUGGAAACCAAACCCCUUAGACUUAAGGAGUCAAUUGCGUCUAGUUUAGGCUACUUGAAUGGGGGGAUGUUUGUCGGCAAGGCUUUGGAACAAUUCUUACAACGUUUUUUCUUUCGAUAUGUACUAUGGCUUUUAUUAUACUGACUCAACCGUCAUUAGGUCGCUUGAAAGAUACUCCAUGGAGUGCUCAUGACGGUAUUUCAGAAAGUGUUCAACGCUUUGAAAAACAAGCCAAGAAAACUUUCGAUAAUAUUGAUGAACACAUUUGGCUUCCACUACCCAUAGCAGGCGACAAUGGGUUGCCCAUUGAUAUA
Messenger RNA from Serpula lacrymans var. lacrymans S7.9, 754 nucleotides. RefSeq lists its product as uncharacterized. The record is from RefSeq and is a predicted model, not a curated record. Lineage: Eukaryota; Fungi; Basidiomycota; Agaricomycetes; Boletales; Serpulaceae. Bases 177 to 584 code for a protein of 135 amino acids. The transcript is spliced from 7 exons.